UCAUAUCACAAACACACACUCGCACUACCACACAAACUCUCCCUUUCUUCUCUCUAUUUCUUCAUACUACUUCUUUACCCCAUAUCUUUAUACUACUAUUGGCUAAGGUGUAAAGGGGAAGAUGACAUUAAACGAUCUGUUGACGGCAGAAAACGUGGCUCAAUUCCUACCACUAUCGGGCCAUUUACCCAAUAUACCAGGUCGCAUCAUCAAUGUGACGCACCAAAUUCCAUACAGCAUUAUGCGAUCACCACCUACUAUGACGCCCAUUGACGAUUAUGAUAAUACCCAAGAUCAACAACAACAAGCAAAUCAGCAACAACAACCACCAACGCCACCUUAUUCUCCCGCUGCAUCAUCCCUCGAUUCCACGACGGAUGAAGAGCACGAAAGUGUGGAUCUGUUCAGAAAAAUGCACCAACAAAAAAAGGCAGCAGCAACAUACCCAUCCGGCGCCCCGAUUUCCAAACUGGCCCGCCAUCACCGACGUCAAGGAACAUUACGCGUCAAGUUUCAUGCAGCUGAUUGGACCGUUGUCCAAGGUCGUGGCCAUGGAGCACUGUACGCCGGCCUGCAGAGUCUCGCUCAACAUUGGGAGACGAUCCAUAUUGGCUGGACCGGGCCAAUUCGUGUUGCGCAUUCGAAAAAGAUUGUUUCCGCGGAAUCCAUAGAGCCAAAGGAUAAGCAGAAGUUGGAAGGAUUACUGCGGGAGACAGGGAAGAUUGUACCUAUUUUUCUGGAUAAUAAGGCACAUGGUCAUUAUGAAGGAUACUGCAAAGAGGUUCUUUGGCCGUUGUUUCAUUAUCUCGUGUGGACGAAUGCGACGGACGGACGUAACGAAAAACAAUACUGGAAGGAUUACGUGGCAGUCAAUCAGCAGUUUGCAGAUACGGUUGUAGCACAGUAUAAGAAAGGCGAUAUUAUUUGCAUCCAGGAUUAUCAUCUCCUAUUGGUUCCCGAAAUGGUCCGCGCACACAUACCAGAUGCCGCCAUUGGUAUUUUUAUCCAUGCUACAUUUCCUAGCUCAGAGAUCUUCCGAUGCCUGGCAGCACGAAAGGAAAUCCUCAGAGGGAUGGCGGGUGCUGAUCUCGUCGGCUUUCAGACAUACUCCUAUGCACGUCAUUUUAUAUCCUCAUGCACGCGUGUGCUAGGCUAUGAGAGCACACUCGUAGGCGUCAACGCCAACUCACACCAGGUCUCAGUCGGCACAUUCCCUAUCGGCAUCGACGUCGAUCGUGUCAACCGCUUCCGCAAACAACCCGGCGUGCAGCCAAAAAUGGACGCCAUCCGUAGUAUGUAUGCGGGGAAAAAGAUUAUCAUCGGACGUGACAAACUGGAUCAAACCAAAGGCGUAUUACAAAAACUACGCUCGUUUGAACAGUUCCUGCAUGAUUAUCCGGAAUGGCGUAAUCAGGUCGUUUUGAUUCAGGUCACUACACCCACUGUCCAUGGCGCCAACAAGCUGGAAAGCAAGGUCUCUGAGCUCGUUAGUCAGAUCAAUGGCAUCUAUGGCUCGCUCGAGUUUACACCCGUGCACCAUUAUCAUCAGGAUAUUGAUCGCGAUGAGUACUAUGCUUUGCUGUCGGCGGCGGAUGUCGGCUUAAUUACGAGUGUUCGCGACGGCAUGAAUACGACUUCGUUCGAGUUUAUUAUUUGUCAGCAUGAGCAGGAACGUUACAGUCCGUUAAUCUUGUCUGAAUUUACGGGAACCGCCGGCUCGCUUAGUGCAGCCAUGAUGGUAAAUCCGUGGGAUUUUGCUGGUGUCGCCAAGGCAAUCAACGAAGCAUUGUCUAUGACUCCAGAAGAGAAAUUGACCCGACAUAUGCAAUUGUAUGAACAUGUUACCGCGCACACCGCCAGUUUCUGGGCACAUUCGUUUGUCAAGCAGCUUGUAAGCUGCACCGAGCAACGAUCGUUACAAUCCCAUGCCACACCUGCGCUUGAUAGUGAUUUACUAUUGGAUAUUUAUAAUAAGGCUGAGAAGCGACUUAUGUUUUUCGACUAUGAUGGUACAUUAACGCCUAUUGUGUCGGUUCCAUCCGACGCACGGCCCUCCAAGGAAAUGCUGCAAUAUCUCCAAACCUUGUGCGACGAUCCACGGAACGAAGUUUGGGUUAUCUCGGGACGAGAUCAGCAAACAUUAGAUAACUGGCUCGGCAGUACUGUCACCAACAUUGGCCUAAGCGCAGAACAUGGGUGUUUCCUGAAGCCCGCCAAAGCGACACAAUGGACAAAUGUUCUUGACGAUGUCAAUAUGAGCUGGAAGCAUGACGUUACAGAGAUCUUUGAGUACUACACUGAAAGAACGCAAGGAAGUUUCAUCGAAUUCAAAAAAUCAUCCAUCACCUGGCACUAUCGUAUGGCUGAUGCACAAUACGGUGCUUUUCAAGCCAAGGAGUGUCAAAACCACCUUGAAAACGCAAUUGUAUCCAAGCUACCCAUUGAAGUCCUGAUCGGCAAAAAGAAUAUCGAAGUACGACCUGCUUCAGUGAACAAAGGCGAGAUUGUAAAACGCAUUUUGGCACAACAUGCCAAUGCCGACUUUGUGAUCUGCGCUGGCGACGACAAGACGGACGAAGACAUGUUCCGAACACUGAGCACUGCACGAUUAGCACAUGCGCAAGCCUUAUACUCUAUCACCAUCGGUCCACCGGAAAAGAAAACAAUGGCAAAUUGGCAUGUCAAGACAAGUGGUGAUUUAGUGAAUGUAUUAGGGCGUAUGGCUGAAAUUGGUUGUAGUAGUAAUUUAUCAUAAUAAA
This is a messenger RNA of Zychaea mexicana, 2759 nucleotides long. RefSeq names its product glycosyltransferase family 20-domain-containing protein. The record is from RefSeq and is a predicted model, not a curated record. Gene Ontology annotation, cellular component: alpha,alpha-trehalose-phosphate synthase complex (UDP-forming); cytosol. NCBI's taxonomy places the organism in Eukaryota, Fungi, Mucoromycota, Mucoromycetes, Mucorales, Lichtheimiaceae. Bases 122 to 2755 code for a protein of 877 amino acids. Gene Ontology annotation, molecular function: catalytic activity. The transcript has 8 exons. Gene Ontology annotation, biological process: trehalose biosynthetic process.